Zerene cesonia (dogface butterfly) is the source of this 1167-nucleotide messenger RNA. Its product is annotated as THAP domain-containing protein 11. Bases 640 to 1134 code for a protein of 164 amino acids. NCBI's taxonomy places the organism in Eukaryota, Metazoa, Arthropoda, Insecta, Lepidoptera, Pieridae. The transcript is spliced from 2 exons. Gene Ontology annotation, molecular function: sequence-specific DNA binding. The record is from RefSeq and is a predicted model, not a curated record.
CCGGGAGCUGCCAGUGACGUGACUCGCAUUAUCUAACGUGACACAUAAAUAGCAUAGUGAACGUGACAACCGCUUUCUGUGCAAUACCGCCGUGCUACGUAUCUACGACGUGACAGUAUCGGUCGUUGCGUGACACCUCGCUCCGGUCGCUAUAGAUACAGCGGGACAGCUCGCCACUGAGCGGGACGGCAUGCAUUUUUACGCGACAUAGCGUGCCACUAAAGUGUAGGCCUACACACGUAUAGAUCUUGGGUGACAAACUGUACCGCUUGCUUCGUAUAAGUACCGAAGGAAUAAGGGCGAGUUUUGCGUGAAAUAAGAGGUUGCUAUGCAUUCAACACGUAGCUGGGGCGAGCUAAGCGGGUCGUGUGAUGUGACAAUUUAAAGUGCGUGUUUCACGUGACAGCCCACUUCACAGCCACAACUUAGCUUGGCGACUGGUUAUGCAUGUGCUCGUAAUGCACAAAUUGGUCACAGCGCUUUAGUAACGUUUUCUGCAAAUUAUUCAUCGGAGAUUCCGCGUGGAUACUCUCAAGUGUAGGACAUAGGGGUGGAAUUCGCUUGGCACGUUGAGAUCCGCAUUCAACACGUGGUUUGGUUCACCGCUUCACUCGUGGAACACUCUGCUUUGCUCAUACAAUGGUGAACACAAGUUGCGCCGUGUUUCAAUGCAACUCAUCAUCCCAUAGACACAAGGGCCUGAGAUUUCACCAGUUCCCGCGAGAUGAAAGGACGCACCUCUGGGUGCUGGCGUGCAAGCGACCCGACCUGAUCGGCAAAGACAUUGACCAGCUCAAAAACAUGCACGUCUGCAGCUUGCACUUCGAGCAUCGCAUGUACGGCAAACUACUGCUCAAGAAGUCUGCAGUGCCAACCCUGAACCUUCCUGCGUUGGCCACUAGAACCGUCUCUACGCAAACUGACAAUCCUGAUGCUCAUAUGGCUUUACACAUCCUGACCAGCCAGGGCGUGCAAACGGAUGAAAUAAUCGAUCGCAGGAACAAUUAUUUUGGCAAAGAAGCGCAAGGGAUGACGGUCAACCAGUUCGUGAAGGCCUGUGAUGUGUUCCUGCCGCGCAGCUUGGGCGCCUUCGUCAAGUCUCACAUUUAUUUGUCGGAACAGAAACACGGUUAAUUGUUUGAAAAUGUUUAUUAUUUAGGAUCAAAA